CAAUGGUGGUACUUGGCGCCUUGCCCUUCGCACCUCCCCUCCGGGAUGGGGGAGGGGCUUGGAAGGAACGUCGCUCGUCCUCCCUCCCGUAACCGUCGCUUGAGGUGGUUGGUUCUCGUUCCCGUUGAACUCUCCGGUUCGUUCGUUGUCCAGCCUAUCUAAGGCUUCCCGGUGCUCGUCGGAGGCGGUUCGUGCCCAGCCACGCGGGGGCGGUAGCGACCAGGAUUGUUUGAAAAAUGCCCACCAGGAAGUUUGCUGAUGAAGAAGUGGUAAUGGGACGAUGGCCAGGAAGUGUCCUCUAUUAUGAAGUUCAAGUAGUUAAUUAUGAUGACCGCACUCAUCUUUACACUGUAAAGUAUAAAGAUGGAACUGAGCUUCAACUGAAAGAAAGUGAUAUGAGGUCAGUGUCGUCCUUUCGGUUCAGAAAAAGCAGCUCUUCUUCAGCUUCUCCAUCAAGACGCAGUGGUAGCAGAUCUAGAUCUCGUUCACCAGGACGGCCAGCAAAGCACAAACGUCGUUCUACCUGUCGAAGCAGAGAGCCCAAAAAUGAUACAAAGAAUAUGAUCGGAGAGCCUAAUUUAAUUCCUUUGAAACUGCAUGAAAACAAUACUAACCAAUAUAAUGGGGAGCCAGAUAUCACAGAAGUGGUUAACUCUUCUCGCAACAUUUUAGAGCGCCAAAGAAUCGGAUCGGAUCUGGAGAUAGACCGCAUGCUGGAACGGUACAGCUUGCAUUCAAGAAAAGAAAAGAGACAAGAUAUAUAUUCAGAAGAGAUACAUUUUGAGACACCAAAACCUGUUGGGAAAAUAUGCAUGAAGACAAAGGAACUAGAGUUCGGAGGGAAAAUUGGUGCUUUCUUCAUGAUAUUUCUACUGCCUGCAGCUGUCUUUUACUUGUUGUUGAUGUGCAAACAGAAAGACCCCAGUGUUCUGAAUUCUCCUCCUUCCCUCCCAGCUUUUGAAAGUUUAUGGGAGACAAGAGUAUUUGGUGUCUUUCUGCUUUGGUUCUUUCUCCAAGCCCUGUUUUAUUUACUGCCUGUAGGAAAGGUUGUAGAAGGAGUACCUCUUUUGAAUGGAGUUAGACUGGAGUACAGGAUAAAUGGAUUCUAUGCUUUUAUCCUAACUUCUGCAGCUGUAGCAAUUUCCCUGUAUUUUGAAAUGGAGCUUUACUAUUUACAUGACCAUUUCCUGCAGUUUGCUGUUUGUGCUACAGUUUUCUCUGUGGUAUUAAGCAUUUAUCUGUAUGUCCGUUCCCUAAAAGCACCUGAGCAUGAACUAUCAUCUGGAGGAAAUUCUGGAAACAUCAUUUAUGAUUUUUUUAUGGGGCGUGAAUUAAAUCCUCGCAUUGGAAAUUUUGACCUGAAAUACUUCUGUGAGUUACGACCAGGGCUAAUUGGCUGGGUGGUUAUUAACUUUUCAAUGCUCUUAACUGAGAUGAAAGUGCAACAUCAGAAUACACCCUCUCUGUCGAUGAUUCUAGUUAAUAGUUUUCAGCUUCUCUAUGUGAUGGAUGCUCUUUGGAAUGAGGAAGCAAUUUUGACAACUAUGGAUAUCACCCAUGAUGGUUUUGGGUUCAUGCUAGCAUUUGGAGACUUGGUGUGGGUCCCUUUCCUCUACAGUUUACAAGCCUUCUAUUUAGUGAAUCAUCCUAAUGAGAUUUGUUGGUCUACAGCUUUUGCAAUUGUGGCUCUGAAUAUCCUUGGGUAUUGCAUUUUUCGUGGUGCAAAUUCACAGAAAAAUGCAUUUCGGAGGAAUCCAAAAGAUCCAAAACUUGCUCAUUUGAAAGUUAUUCCCACUGCAACUGGAAAAAACCUUCUGGUCUCUGGCUGGUGGGGCAUGGUGCGCCAUCCAAACUAUCUAGGGGAUAUCAUCAUGGCUCUGGCGUGGUCCCUACCAUGUGGUUUUCACCAUAUUUUACCAUAUUUCUAUGUCAUAUAUUUUACUGGUUUGCUUAUUCAUCGAGAAACCCGUGAUGAACGACAGUGUAAGAAGAAAUAUGGCUUAGCAUGGGAAAAAUACUGUCAACGUGUACGGUAUCGCAUAUUUCCAUACAUCUAUUGAGUCUUUUUAAAUCAGCGGGUGACCCAUAGCUUCUGCAGUUAAAUCUUCUUUGCAAUAAAUCACAUACCUCAUACCGUUGCACUUGGUGUGUAUGUUAAUUCUGCUGGAAUUUCUUAGAUAUGUUGAGAUAGAAAAUUAGCAAAUACCUUUUCCAAUAAUCUCUUUUGGACAUGAUUUUCUUUAAAAAAUCUUUAACCACCUUCCCACUUUAAAGUUACACAGUUCUAUUAAGAAGCAAUAAACUAAGUAUGUAGUGUAUUAAAAGCUUGCUAAACAAUUUGUAUGCUAUAUGAACAGGUUGUCUGAUGGAUAAGUUUCACCAUUUCUUCUGGAAUAUAGAAAAGAGAGGCCAGCUUUAGAGUUUAAGGUUCAAAAUCCAGUGAAGAGUGACUUAAGAUUCAAAAUCCAGAUCUGUCUUCGAUGACUGACUGCUUUAGUGCCAUUGAUGGAGGUGGAGCUUUCAGGGGGCCAACAUACAGGGGUCUUUUCUCUAACUCUUCUCCCUUGGAUACAAUGGGCUGCAUUUUAAUAUGGGGAAGUGGUUGUAGCAUAGCUAUUGAAGUUGCUUGCUUUAGGGUGGUAAUAGUAGUAUAUUGUCAUUACAUCUUGGGAUAAAAACAGUAGGCCUGUGGAAGUCAGAUAAAAGGAAUUUCCAAUGUCAGAAAUCCCUACCCUUGCCACCAGGAGGCAGCCAAAUACAGGGCAAGUGCUCUGGGUACUCCGGUGGUGGUGGUGGCCCUUUAAAUGUGUGCCCAACGCUGGAGCAGCUGGUGUGGUGGGGUGGGCAGGAAGUGAUGCCAGACAGCGUAGGGAGCCUGCCUGCCUGCUGGGCUGGACGCACAGACCUCAGACUUAGAAGCCCACACGUCCUCCCAGAAGAAAAAUACACUGCCUCCUGGUGGUGAGGGUAGGGAUUUCCGAUAUCGGAAAUCCCUUUUAUCCAGCUUGCAAAGGCCUCAUAAGCAGUGCAUUCAUGUUGUAAAGAAUUUCUUUCUUUAACAUUAUCUCAUGCAGUUCACUCUUUGGGGAAUAUCUCAGGCCUCAAAUAAUACAUAGCAAAAUCAAUAUAGUGCUUUGUUCCAUGAGAUAGAGUAGUGCAAGGUGUGACUUGUACAAACUAUGAAGUAAAAUAAAUGCCGUUAGCUUUCUUCAGCUAUUAUAAACCAUUGCUUUGUACUAUAGCUUUCCUUUAUAUUAUAACAUUUAAAGAAUUUGUUGUACAGUAUUUGAGUGUAAGAUGCAAUAGUUAUUUUUUAGGACUGGAAGAAAUCUUUUUUACUAAAACCGUUUCCAGUAUUUUUGAAAAAGUUUUAUAAAGUAAUGUAUUGCUAUGAAUUUGAUUUCAACAAUUUGAAGUGCUCAUAUAAUGACAAAUGCAUUAUGAAAAUGUAGGGAAUUUAUUCAAAGUUUUGUGAACGGCAUUGCUACCUCAAUGAAGGUUACUUGCCUUUUUUAUACUGUUGCAAAUAGAAAAAAUGCUUAUUUUUCAAAUUGCUAUUUAAAUCAGCUUUUUAACAUGAAUCAAAAUCAACCACUUCAAACUAAUGUAUUUUUGUAUAUUUGAGUUUCAUAGCUAGUCACUAUAGUUUUGGAGGCUGACGUUAUACUUCUAAAGCUUAAUAUCUAUGACUUAUUGCAAUAGUUCUUACCUAAUUAGCUGUGAUUGGGAGUGAGAAUUGCUAUUAAUAUAUGAAAUUAGAAAACCAAUACGUUUUUAUACAUUCAAACGAAAACCAAUUUUUAUAGCUGAUCAAAGAAUCACCCAUGUAAUAACAAUGUGAAACUACUUACUUUGAAUUGAAUUCCUGUAUUUUGCAUUUAUGAAUUUAUAGCAUAGUCCUUGUUAAAUGAUCCCUUUCUUCCAGUUUAACAUAGUUAAAAUGUCUCUAAAAUAAUAUGGGGAAUAGGAGGCCUGUGCUGAGCCUCUACUAACCAGUUUGUUUCCUCUACUCAGUGAAAAAUGUGAUCUCAUAACAGCCUGGUGGGCCAAGAGGCAGUGUGAAAAUGAAGGUUCUCUAUAGAUCAUACCAGAGAUUCUUUUAUAUUGAGCCAUUUUAGUUCCUGCUGUAAAAAUUAUUUUUUGUAUAAAAUAACAGUAGUUAAAUUGCGUGGGCAGGUGGCAUGAUUAUUCCAGAAAUGAUCAUGACAGCUUUCUUCAGAUUGCAAGCAUUAUAUCUCCCUCCACUCUUAAAACUGCGCUUCAGAAUAUCUGUAUUUAUACUUUGAAAAUGUUCUGAUAUGUAGCCAUUUUAUAUAUACCACUUUUCAGAUGAUCUAAAGGAAAACGAGUAAUCUUUUUACAUAAGCAUGUUCCCUAGGAGUAUGGUUCCUUAUUAAUAUAAACUUCAGUUUGUCAUGUAUAUUGUUUGUGUGUGUGUGUGUGUUGUAUUUUGGUUUUUUUAAAUUAGAUGCUAGGUAGUCCUUAGACUGAACUUCAUAAGAAAUAUGUUUUCUUAUGUAAUUAAAACCUUUUUGGAAAUGGU
This is a messenger RNA of Hemicordylus capensis (graceful crag lizard), 4543 nucleotides long. RefSeq names its product lamin B receptor (gene LBR). Bases 237 to 2060 code for a protein of 607 amino acids. The transcript is spliced from 14 exons. The record is from RefSeq and is a predicted model, not a curated record. Gene Ontology annotation, biological process: sterol biosynthetic process. Gene Ontology annotation, cellular component: nuclear inner membrane. Gene Ontology annotation, molecular function: oxidoreductase activity, acting on the CH-CH group of donors, NAD or NADP as acceptor. NCBI's taxonomy places the organism in Eukaryota, Metazoa, Chordata, Lepidosauria, Squamata, Cordylidae.